Messenger RNA from Gamsiella multidivaricata, 1020 nucleotides. Its product is annotated as 14-3-3 protein. NCBI's taxonomy places the organism in Eukaryota, Fungi, Mortierellomycota, Mortierellomycetes, Mortierellales, Mortierellaceae. Gene Ontology annotation, biological process: signal transduction. The transcript is spliced from 3 exons. The record is from RefSeq and is a predicted model, not a curated record. Gene Ontology annotation, cellular component: cytoplasm. The coding region runs from base 78 to 854 and encodes 258 amino acids.
CGCCUUUUUUGUUUCUUAUCCUUUUACUUCUUUAUCCAACCACUUUCCCCAAACCACCCAAACACACUCACUACACCAUGGCCGAAACUCUUACUCGCGACAACCACGUUUAUCUCGCCAAGCUUGCCGAGCAGGCCGAGCGCUAUGAAGAGAUGGUCAAGAACAUGAAGGAGGUCGCUUUUGCCAACACAGAGUUGUCGGUUGAGGAGCGUAAUCUCCUCUCGGUCGCCUACAAGAAUGUGAUCGGUGCCCGCCGUGCGUCCUGGCGCAUUGUGUCGUCGAUUGAGCAGAAGGAAGAAUCCAAGGGCUCAGAGUCGAACGUUGCGAUGAUCAAGACGUACCGCACCAAGAUCGAGGAGGAGCUCGCGGAUAUCUGCAAUGACAUCCUCAAUGUGCUCGAGAAGAACCUGAUCCCGUCUGCAAACCUGGGCGAGUCCAAGGUCUUUUAUCACAAGAUGAUGGGCGACUAUCACCGUUACCUGGCUGAGUUUGCGACGGGCGACAAGCGCAAGGAGGCUGCAGACAAGUCUCUGGAGGCCUACAAGGCAGCUAGCGACGUCGCCAUCACGGAGUUGCCACCUACUCACCCCAUCCGCCUGGGAUUGGCCCUCAACUUCUCUGUGUUCUACUACGAGAUUUUGAACUCGCCCGACCGUGCAUGCCACUUGGCCAAGCAGGCCUUCGAUGACGCCAUUGCUGAGCUGGAUACCUUGAGCGAGGAGAGCUACAAGGACUCGACGUUGAUCAUGCAGCUCUUGAGAGACAACUUGACUCUCUGGACCUCGGAUAUGCAGGAAGGAGCUUCUGCAAACCAGACAGAGGCUACAGAGGGUGCCCGUGAGCCUGAGGCCUAAACGGAGUCGGGUCACUUUCUCUACCCUCAAUCUUACUAUCACUGAACAUAAGUUCCUUCCCCACCCACCAGACAGAAAACACACUGGCAUGCGAAUAAAGCAAACCGCAAUUGAACGCCAGUUUAAGGCAUAAGUCAAUGGAUUCGACUAUUUUUUAAAGGGUCAC